GGUUAGCCUCGUUAAAUGCUUCACUUCCGUGUAAAACAGCACAAGUCUACUGUACUUGCUGUAACAUUGACGCAUCUAAGAGUCGACGUUGCUUUUCAGGAAAUGAAGACGACUUCUCAACUCUGAGACUGAUGGAAUUAGCCGUUAAAUAUGAACAAAUUAUACAGAGGAGACGUGCACUGCUGGAGCAGAUGGAGGAGCGCAGACUGAAGCUGAGAGACCUUCGGCACCAGCACAGAGAGAGGAGUGAAGCUGCCCACCGCAGGAACCAAAAACUAUUACAGGAACUGGAGACUCUAGAGCAUAAUCUGAGAGAGGCGCAGCUGCCAUCCUCAUCAGAGCAGGAGCUGGAGAGCAGAUACUGGGCGUCUGUGGAGGAGUCUAUCCCAGCCUGGGAGCAUCUUCUGCUGGGUAAAAGUCCCCACCACCCCACUGAUGCUGCACCAGCUGGAGGAGCAAAACACAAACGCAGAAGAACCAAAGACAUAGGUCUGCCCCCUCUGCCUGGCCCGGCCAGCCAGACUAGCUCUUCUAAAAGAAAAAUGCUCACAGCGGUUGGCAGGGCUGGCUGAAUUCCACUUUAGAGCCUAUAUCGAUCGAGCUUGGGCGGAUGUCUUUCUACCGUAGCCUGCUAAAGUCUGGUUGUGUGGUGCUAUUCACAUUGACUGUUGCAAUAAGUAGGCUAAGAGUGUGUGUGUACAUAGGCCUUUUGUUCUGAUUGAUUUCUGUUCAGUUUUAGAUGCACAUGUUGUCUGCAGCUCUUCUUUGCUAGGCUAAUGAAGUCCCUGAUUGGUCUUUAAUCAGUGGACUUUUGCGCACGGCAGUCUCAGUCACAGUCGGAGUUAGCUUGUGUGUACCAAAAGGCAAAAUAAACCCUUUCUUUGUGUCUGAAGUGUAAAUACCACAGACCCAAUGCAUCAAACAUGGGGUUUGCAGAAAGAAUAUCAUGCGGUAUUGUUGUUACAUACAUACAUACAUAUAUACAUACUAACAUACAUACAAAUAAACAUACAUACAUACAUACAUAUAUUCAUGACUUUCUGAAAUGAGUGACAAAAAAUACUGCACUUUGUCAUGAUAUUCUAAUUUUUUGAGAUGUACCUAUACUGGGGAGUACUUGCAUCGGAGACCGCUGAGAAUACCAGGUGCCACAAUGGAGCAGUAGGGGCUCUAGUGCACACUGAAGUUGUGUCUUUCAGCAAAACACUUCAGUUCACCCACCUUGUCUAGUAGGUAUAUAACGAUAUACAAAUCUCAAGGUACAAUAAUAUCACAAUAUGCAUUUCACAGUGAUGCAGAUUGGCAGUCUCACUUCUGUCAGUCUACCCCAGGGCAGCUGUGACUACAAUAGCAUCUUACCAUCACCAAGUAGGUAUCUGUACUUUAUUUUUAUAUUUUAAGGUGAAUACUUUCUUGUGCUUUACUACAUUUGAGAGCAGGUCAGGAUCUGUACUUUCUGCUCCACUAUGUUUUAAAUUGGACUGAAAGUAUUUUUUUAUUAUACUUUAAGAUCUGUUGAAAAGGAAGAGGGGUUAUUUUUAGCACAUUAAUAGUUUGAGCAAACAAAAAUAUACAAAUAAAAACAGCUUGGGAAAAAAUAUUAAUUAAUUUGUUUCUGUUGAAAAAGAUUUGCACAAAUCUUUAUCAAAAUCAAUACAUUUGCAGUUUAUUAGAUCUCAAUCUGCACAAAAUAUUUAAUAUAAUAUUUUUUAUUACUAAAGUACAUAAACUGGUACUAUAAUACUAUAGUACUUUCUUCAUGUGAUACUUUUGCUUUUACCUGAGUUUUGUUGUUGCUUGUUUGUUUUGUUUUUUUGCUCCAGUCUCUAUACAAAAAAAUCAAGCACUUCUUCCACCACUGGUAUAAAUAUAUAAAAUCCAAAGGUUUAUUAUUAUUUGUAGUAGUAUUUUACACUAAGCAACAACUGCUCUUUGAUUUAGUUAUCAGGUCAGACGUUCUGUUAAUGUUUAUUUUCUUGGUGAUUUGUAUAUUGUGUCCUGCAGAUGAAAGGAGGAAUAGCUAAAUUAGACUUAGACACAGACACAGACUUGAUACACAAGAGCAAUUAUUUAGACAUAGUAGCUCACAAUAUAAUGUAGUAACACAUGUGCAAGAAGUAUUAAUGAGUAAAGUUAAGGGCUUCUGAGAUAUGGGGGGAAGGGCCAGAGGAGCCUCCCACCAGAGUCGUGUGAGGUCAAAGAGAUUUGUAGUGACCGGACAUCCCAGAUCUACUCCCCCUGUGCAUUAUGGGACUCAGGGACAGAGCAUGUGUGCGCGCUCAGUGCACAGAAGACAGAGCCAGAUCAGAGCUGGACAAAGAGACACACAAUAAUGAGCUUGUAAUUAGCUUUGCAGGAUCUACGUUUUAAUAGAAUAUCUCCUUUUUGCAUUACAUAACCACCACUCAUUUUAGUCUAUUUCAUUAAAGCGUUUCCCAUUGUCCGAAAUAACAAUAUGUUUAGUUUUAUAUCUACAAACUUGAGGUUUGUGUGUCUGUGUUGGAGCUCCUUAGUCAUAACUGAAAACUGUACUGUAACUGAUUGUUGUGCGUAGUUAUUUGUAAAAUAUUCUGAAUUUUAAACUAUAAGACCAUUUAGAAGAGUUUUUCUGAAGUUUAAAAAACUGUGGAAAUAUUAACUUGGCCUUAUGAAAUGAUUCCGUAGUUUGGUAUUGUCAUUUAGCACAGAGCAGCCUUUUUGUGACAUCAGUUUAAAACGACAGGUUAUAAACCUGCAACAGUGAGGUGUGUGAGUGUGGAUGCUCCUGAGUACCUGGUUCUCACACACAGCACACAUGCUGCUGCUCAGAGCUCACAUCAUGUGAUCAGUGUUGUUCAACAUAACGUCUUAAAUAGUUCUCUUGUAUUGAGCCCAGUCUUUGGGUGGAUGUGAGAGGAGCAGCUCAGAGCAGAGCUCAUUAACCCCUCACUCCUCACAAUAGAGCGCAGCUUAUUGUGGCCGGGCUGAGAGGACUCUAACGAGGCCGGAGGGGGCCCAGGCGGGCAGCUUCUGAGCAGCUUUUGAGCUGCUCCUGCUCAAUAUUUGUCUCAACUACUGCAAACCUAUAACAAACAUGUGAACAAGGCAUGGAACAAGAGGACAGCCUUUUGUGAGCGAUGCUCUGAGUGACAUCUGUCUGCUCUGUGCAUAAAACAUUAACAUGUUUUAGUGUGGAAACAUCUAUAAGUUAUAUUGAAUAAUUCAACUUUGCAAUCGGCAUUUUGUGGCAGGCUGACAUGAUUUGAAAUAACAUUGAAGUAUAUAAUAUUACAAAAACACUGCAAAUGUAUUUACAGAUAUAUUUUUAAAAUGAUAUUCCAUGUUAACUAAUACCACAGUCACAUCUGUUUUCUAUAGAAAAUGUAAAGCAGUUCUUUAUUAGUCUUCCAGCUCUGAUGGUGCAGGCAGCAGCUGAAGUGGACAAUGGUGCUGCUCAGAUGUUGUGGGAAAGUGGCUCCGUGGCCCUCACACCCCUCCGGAUAAAAAGCUGCUAACUGGGGAUGCUUUAAUUGGAGUUUCAUGUGGGCUAAACUGAGGGGAAACUGAUGUAAGUUAACAUUUGGUAGACUUAAUUGGUCCUUUUCACGGAGCGCUCCUCAUCAGGCACUUGUGCGCGCCGCUAAAGCUCCCCGCUAAUCUCCAUUUACCACCAAUUCAGCGUGCACAAAAGUCCUGCUCUUUCUUCUCUUCCUGUCCCGGCCAGACUUUGUGCUGGCGCAGAUUCACUGAGGUGGGGGUUGUUCAGGGAUGGCCUCUUGUUGUUGACAGAUGAUUACUGUGGGGGGCCAUGUACGAGCCCCCUCCUCUCCUCACGUGCACACGCCUCAUCAAAGCUACGUGCACGCUGCUGCUCAGAUGUGUAGGGCUGCAGGGAAAAGGCCAGUCUGGGUUCACAUCACUGCAGUGGACACAAACGCUUUGUCACAUUAUUAUAUUACCCACUUCCACUGAUUAGAAGACUAAUAUUUGUUUGUUAUUAUCUCAAAGUGUACACUGAAGUAGUGUUGCCACAAUACCAUUUUUUUUAACUCAGUGUAGACACAAAGGAACAGACUUGAUGCUCCAUAACAUUUUUGAUGCCACUUUAACAAAAUACAACCUGUUUUUGUUAAUAGAAUGUAUUUUUCACAAACUAAUGUGUACCAUGUGUUUUUAAUACUACUAGUAAUACUACAAGACUAUUCCGCAACUAUUCAGGAAAGGUAAAAUUUUGUGUUAUUUAUGGGAUUCUUUUCAUUAUUGACAUUUCUUCAAAAGAGUAUCUAGUAAACUUUUGAACGUUUGACACAUUUGUGAUUUGUUUCAAUUCAAGAAUACAACACUAAUCAUGUUACUAUAUCAAAGUCCUUCUCUUCCCUAGUUAGUUGUGAAUGCUAUUAUUUUGAACAGGAUCAUGUUUUCCUUUGUUUCAUGACAUGUGAACAGUCUAAUAUUAAUUGUAAUCAACAUUAUGUUAUUUUGGAUGUAAAGUUUAAGCGGUGAUAUAGUGCAGUGUGGUCAUGCUAAACAGCAGUGAUGAAGAUGCAGUAGAAAGUACAAUCUGGUACAUAAAUACAUGUACAUAAAUACACAUAUUGUUGAACAUUUGGGAACAUUUAUAAUACAUUUAUUUAUUAUUAUAGAAUCACCACCCCACAUCAUCUGCAUGCCUGAAGCUUUGUUGCACACAUACUACUGCAUUUUGUGUCUCUUGACUCUUUUAGCCUCUGUAUCAAAUAAUGCUCACUUGUCACGAGGUGGUGCUGUUUCCCUGCAUGCCCGUGUAGUCAAUAAGCUUUUGGUACAACUUCUAUUUUAAAACAUUUGAUAUAAAUAUUCCUACUUCUGUGGUCAUUUAAUAAAGUCUUAGCAGAUGUAACAUUCAUAUUAUGUUGGCUAUUAGAUUGCAGACAUUUUGUUGUUUUAUCAACAGAAAAUGAGGAACUGCCUACUUUUACUUUUAAACAGACAAAGGUGGUGAAAAUCUAGACUAUGCAGGCUUAAUAAAAAAUCAAUACAGCGUGAUAUUCUGCAAAACCCAUGGCUAUUCCUGACUAUAGUAAACGCCUCGCCAGAACGUGCUGCGAUAUUUUCUUUUGCUUUUCGUUUGGCUUAAUUAAAAUAUUUAAAACUCACGCAACUGACGAUCACUUUAUCUGUGUGCCUUUAUCCGUUUUGCCUUUCUCAUUCCCCCAUGUGCCCAGACCCGUGAUGCUCCGUUAGUUCACCGCGAGAGCGCGUGUGGCAGGCAAAACUGCGCGUGCAUGUGCCGGGCUACCGCAGACCGGCUGCUGAGCGCGCGCUUAAUUGGCUGUUAAUAGAAAGCGCGCCAUUGGGGAGCACGGAGCGCGCUCUUGGUGAAUGUGUGCAGGGAGACUGAGGGAUAAUAUUGUUCCAGGGGCCGUGCGCGGAAUACACCGGGCCCCAUUAGGACGGGCCCUGAGGACGAGCGGCCCGAGUGCUCGAUUAGUGCGCGCUGCCAGCCGCCUCACGAGGCCGGUUAGCUCUUUAAUGCAAUUCUGUGUGAAGUGUCCGCUCUUCAUCAUUUGCACCAUUACCACACUCGAGAGUAAAUGUUGGAUUAUUAAGAUCGUGUCUGUCAAUAAAUAUGGAGCCGGGGUCUGCGCCCGUAAUAACCGGAACACGAGCGAAUAAUCACCUCGACAGCCGAACAGUUGCCUAUAUUUGUGUAGCUCCAUCACGCUACUUUGUCUUUUCCAGAGCAAGACGUUUGGUAAAGGAAAAGCACCAAUUAAACACAGUUGUAGUUCAUACAUUACGCACAUACAGGCCGAUCUUAAUACCUGAACUAUACCCAGUUACGUGCGUCUUUUUUCUUGGUCUCGGUAAAGUCUAAUCACUCUGAGGGUCAAAGCGUCCAAAUGACUGGAGAUGAUUUUCAAUAUGUGAUUACCAAGUCAAUAUUUACUUUUUACGCAUGCCAUAUAAUCUGAUUUAGGUUUGGAUUUUUGAGCGUGGCUUGCGUGAAUUAACAUGUUUUGUUCUGUAAUUAAAAAGUCUAAUAUUUACUAUAAAUAAUUGGAACAUCAGUAUUUCUUUUACAGACACCAACAAGUUCAUUCAUCAGUUCACGCCUAUCAAACACCAGACUUUUCCCUAUACCCAAAAACAUUAUUUAUUAUAAACUCUAGGACGAUUUUAUCCCGCAGAUUAGACCUAAAACUGAUGACCGAUCUCAAAAAUCUCGUUUUAUUCACAAAAAAGACAACCAUCUAAUUUUUUACUAUACUUUUUUAUUACAUUUUCAAAAACUGCAAACAGUGUCUCCCACAUUCAUGUUUAAUAUAAUUUAUUCAUUCACAUUAUGUUUGUGAAAUAUACAUUGUGGCGAUGUGCUUCUAAGAGCUUUUAAAUAACAUUUCAUUUCUUUUAUUUGUACAAGUGGUCUACUCAGUCUAUGUCUACACCAACGCUUUUCACUUUUAAAGGCAAAAUCUGUCUCCAGCUGUUGCAUUGUGGGAAAAAUGCAUCGUACAGUUUAUCAGAAUGUACUGCAUUUGUCCAAAAUUACUCCUGAUCCUUUUUGCGUCUGCCACCACAGCGAAAUAAAUGAAAAGACAUUGCGUAGAAGUAUAGCUUAAGAGCUCCAGUCCUUUUUGCAUAGAGGUGGGGUAGAUUUGGCAUAUAUAGUCCUUUAUUGCCUUCCCUCCCUCCCCCGUGCACAGCUGUGGAAAUGCCCGUUCAACUGGGCAGGUCCCGGGCACCCUCCGUGUUCACCGAGUAGCUGUUGUCAUGGAGUUUGCGUAUGUGUUUCUUGAGGUCAAAGUUGCGGCAGAAGCCCUUUCCGCAGGUGGAGCAGGUGAAGGGCUUCUUGUCAUUGUGCGUGUGCAUGUGGAAGGUCAGGUUGUAGAUCUGGUGGAAGGCCUUGUUACAGAUGGAGCACUUGUACUGCUUCUCCCCGCUGUGCGUCAGCUUGUGGUUCUUGUAGUUCCCUGUGGGAGAGGGGCAGUCCAGAGUCAGCACAGAGAAGAGCCAAAAACAACAGAGCAAUAGAAGAAAUAAAAGUAAUAAUAAAAAGUAAUAAA
Molecule: messenger RNA, 7025 nt
Organism: Boleophthalmus pectinirostris (great blue-spotted mudskipper)
Lineage: Eukaryota; Metazoa; Chordata; Actinopteri; Gobiiformes; Gobiidae
Gene: cep15
Product: centrosomal protein 15
Exons: 5
Coding region: 132-572 (146 amino acids)
Source: RefSeq, a predicted model, not a curated record